Molecule: messenger RNA, 20571 nt
Organism: Drosophila persimilis
Lineage: Eukaryota; Metazoa; Arthropoda; Insecta; Diptera; Drosophilidae
Product: ankyrin-2
Exons: 7
Coding region: 97-20451 (6784 amino acids)
Biological process (GO): signal transduction
Molecular function (GO): protein binding
Source: RefSeq, a predicted model, not a curated record
AAACCAGCAUCAGCUGACUUGAAAGAAGAUAAGAUCCCAGCUAAACCCGAAGACAAACCCAAGUCCUCUCUGGAUUCAGUUAAGCCCAGUCCUACGAUGCAUUCAGAUGAUGAAAGCGAUGAAGAAUUUGGUGAACGUAUACCCCAAGAACAGCCACUCCCUUCGUUUGUUUCUUCUGUAGUUUCUGGAGAUAAAUCUCCUCUUAAAGACAUCCUUAAACUAGAAACGGUGACUGUGUCCAAGGCAGAAGAAUUUGCAAGCUAUACUAAAACAAAUAUUGCCACUGUGGUCUCGAAGACUUCCGAUUUGAUUACAAGUUCAUUCACUGACGACAAACCUAAGCUAACUGACUUGGAGGACGAUAAGCCCAUUGACUCGAAAGACGAUAGGGUCCAAGCUAAGCACGAGGAUAAACCCAAGUCCCCUCUGGACUCAGUUAAGUCUAGUCUCAUAGUGUAUUCAGACGAUGAAAGUGAAGAGGAAUAUGGUUCUCCUAGACCCCAAGGAAAGCCCGCUAGUCAGCCAAUUCCAUCAGCUGAUCCAUAUCUCGUUGCUGGAGAUAAAUCUCCGCUUAAACCUGGAGAGAAACCAGCACCAGUUGUGUUGAAAGACGAUAAGAUCCCAGCUAAACCCGAAGACAAACCCAAGUCCCCUCUGGAGUCAGUAAAAAGCGAUGAGGAAUAUGGUGUUCCUAGACCCCAAGAAAAUCCCGUUAGUCAGCCAAUUCCAUCAGUUGUUUCAUCUCUCGUUGCUGGGGAUAAGUCUCCGCUUAAAACUGAAGAGAAACCAGCAUCAGCUGACUUGAAAGAAGAUAAGAUCCCAGCUAAACCCGAAGACAAACCCAAGUCCCCUCUGGAUUCAGUUAAGCCCAGUCCUACGAUGCAUUCAGAUGAUGAAAGCGAUGAAGAAUUUGGUGAACGUAUACCCCAAGAACAGCCACUCCCUUCGUUUGUUUCUUCUGUAGUUUCUGGAGAUAAAUCUCCUCUUAAAGAUAUUCUUAAACCAGAAACGGUGACUAAUUUCAAGGCAGAAGAAUUUGCAAGUUCUACUAAAACAAAUAUUGCCACUGUGGUCUCGAAGACUUCCGAUUUGAUUACAAGUUCAUUCACUGACGACAAACCUAAGCUAACUGACUUGGAGGACGAUAAGCCCAUUGACUCGAAAGACGAUAGGGUCCAAGCUAAGCACGAGGAUAAACCCAAGUCCCCUCUUGACUCAGUUAAGUCUAGUCUCAUAGUGUAUUCAGACGAUGAAAGUGACGAGGAAUAUGGUGUUCCUAGACCCCAAGAAAAGCCCGCUAGUCAGCCAAUUCCAUCAGUUGUUCCAUCUCUCGUUGCUUUAGAAAAAUCUCCUCUUAAACCUGAAGAGAAAUCAGCACCAGUUGUCUUGAAAGACGACAAGAUCCCAGCUAAACCCGAAGACAAACCCAAGUCCCCUCUGCAUUCAGUAAAGCCCAGUCCUGCGAUGUAUUCAGAUGAUGAAAGCGAUGAAGAAUUUGGUGAUCGUAGACCCCAAGAAAAGCCACUACCUGCGUUUGUUUCUUCUGUAGUUUCUGGAGAUAAAUCUCCUCUUAAAGAUAUCCUUAAACUAGAAACGGUGACUGUGUCCAAGGCAGAAGAAUUUGCAAGCUAUACUAAAACAAAUAUUGCCACUGUGGUCUCGAAGACUUCCGAUUUGAUUACAAGUUCAUUCACUGACGACAAACCCAAACUAACUGACUUGGAGGACGAUAAGCCCAUUGACUUGAAAGACGAUAGGGUCCAAGCUAAGCACGGUGAUAAACCCAAGUCCCCUCUUGACUCAGUUAAGUCUAGUCUCAUAGUGUAUUCAGAUGAUGAAAGUGACGAGGAAUAUGGUUUUCCUAGACCCCAAGAAAAGCCCGCUUGUCAGCCAAUUCCAUCAGUUGUUCCAUCUCUCGUUGCUUUAGAUAAAUCUCCUCUUAAACCUGAAGAGAAACCAGCACCAAUUGUUAUAAAGGACGAUAAGAUCCCAGCUAAACCCGAAGACAAACCCAAGUCCCUUCUGGAUUCAGUUAAGCCCAGUCCUACGAUGUAUUCAGAUGAUGAAAGUGAUGAAGAAUUUGGUGAACGUAUUCCCCAAGAACAGCCACUCCCUUCGUUUGUUCCUUCUGUAGUUCCUGGAGAUAAAUCUCCUCUUAAAGACAUCCUUAAACUAAAAACGGUGACUGAGUUCAAGGCUGAAGAAUUUUCAAGUUUUACUAAAACAAAUAUUGCCACUGUGGUCUCGAAGACUUCCGAUUUGAUUACAAGUUCAUUCACUGACGACAAACCCAAACUAACUGACUUGGAGGACGAUAAGCCCAUUGACUUGAAAGACGAGAGGGUCCAAGCUAAGCACGAGAAUAAGCCCAAGUCCCCUCUGGAGUCAGUUAAGUCUAGUCUCAUAGUGUAUUCAGAUGAUGAAAGUGACGAGGAAUAUGGUUUUCCUAGACCCCAAGAAAAGCCCGCUUGUCAGCCAAUUCCAUCAGUUGUUCCAUCUCUCGUUGCUUUAGAUAAAUCUCCUCUUAAACCUGAAGAGAAACCAGCACCAAUUGUCAUAAGGGACGAUAAGAUCCCAGCUAAACCCGAAGACAAACCCAAGUCCUUUCUGGAUUCAGUUAAGCCCAGUCCUACGAUGUAUUCAGAUGAUGAAAGUGAUGAAGAAUUUGGUGAACGUAUUCCCCAAGAACAGCCACUCCCUUCGUUUGUUCCUUCUGUAGUUCCUGGAGAUAAAUCUCCUCUUAAAGACAUCCUUAAACUAAAAACGGUGACUGAGUUCAAGGCUGAAGAAUUUGCAAGUUUUACUAAAACAAAUAUUGCCACUGUGGUCUCGAAGACUUCCGAUUUGAUUACAAGUUCAUUCACUGACGACAAACCCAAACUAACUGACUUGGAGGACGAUAAGCCCAUUGAGUUGAAAGACGAGAGGGUCCAAGCUAAGCACGAGGAUAAACCCAAGUCCCCUCUGGACUCAGUUAAGUCUAGUCUCAUAGUGUAUUCAGACGAUGAAAGUGAAGAGGAAUAUGGUGAUCCUAGACCCCAAGGAAAGCCCGCUAGUCAGCCAAUUCCAUCAGCUGAUCCAUAUCUCGUUGCUGGAGAUAAAUCUCCGCUUAAACCUGAAGAAAAACCAGCACCAGUUGUCUUGAAAGACGAUAAGAUCUCCGCAAAAUCCGAAGACAAACCCAGGUCCCCUCUGGAUUCAGUUAAGCCCAGUCGUACAGUGUAUUCAGACGAUGAAAGCGAUGAGGAAUAUGGAGUUCCUAGACCCCAAGAAAAGCCCGCUAGUCAGCCAAUUCCAUCAGUUGUUCCAUCUCUCGUUGCUUUAGAAAAAUCUCCUCUUAAAACUGAAGAGAAACCAGCAUCAGCUGACUUGAAAGACGGUAAGAUCCCAGCAAAACCCGAAGACAAACCCAAGUCCCCUCUGGAUUCAGUUAAGCCCAGUCGUACAGUGUAUUCAGACGAUGAAAGCGAUGAGGAAUAUGGUGUUCCUAGACCCCAAGAAAAGCCCGCUAGUCAGCCAAUUCCAUCAGUUGUUCCAUCUCUCGUUGCUUUAGAAAAAUCUCCUCUUAAACCUGAAGAGAAAUCAGCACCAGUUGUCUUGAAAGACGACAAGAUUCCAGCAAAACCCGAAGACAAACCCAAGUCCCCUCUGGAUUUAGUUAAGCCCAGUCGUACAGUGUAUUCAGACGAUGAAAGCGAUGAGGAAUAUGGUGUUCCUAGUCCCCAAGAAAAGCCCGCUAGUCAGCCAAUUCCAUCAGUUGUUCCAUCUAUCGUUGCUGGAGAUAAAUCUCCGCUUAAACCUGAAGAGAAAUCAGCACCAGUUGUCUUGAAAGACGAUAAGAUCCCCGCAAAAUCCGAAGACAAACCCAGGUCCCCUCUGGAUUCAGUUAAGCCCAGUCGUACAGUGUAUUCAGACGAUGAAAGCGAUGAGGAAUAUGGAGUUCCUAGACCCCAAGAAAAGCCCGCUAGUCAGCCAAUUCCAUCAGCUGAUCCAUAUCUCGUUGCUGGAGAUAAAUCUCCGCUUAAACCUGAAGAAAAACCAGCACCAGUUGUCUUGAAAGACGAUAAGAUCCCCGCAAAAUCCGAAGACAAAGCCAGGUCCCCUCUGGAUUCAGUUAAGCCCAGUCGUACAGUGUAUUCAGACGAUGAAAGCGAUGAGGAAUAUGGAGUUCCUAGACCCCAAGAAAAGCCCGCUAGUCAGCCAAUUCCAUCAGUUGUUCCAUCUCUCGUUGCUUUAGAAAAAUCUCCUCUUAAACCUGAAGAGAAAUCAGCACCAGUUGUCUUGAAAGACGACAAGAUCCCAGCUAAACCCGAAGACAAACCCAAGUCCCCUCUGGAUUCAGUUAAGCCCAGUCGUACAGUGUAUUCAGACGAUGAAAGCGAUGAGGAAUAUGGAGUUCCUAGACCCCAAGAAAAGCCCGCAAGUCAGCCAAUUCCAUCAGUUGUUCCAUCUCUCGUUGCUUUAGAUAAAUCUCCUCUUAAGCCGGAAGAGAAAUCAGCACCAGUUGCCUUAAAAGACGAUAAGAUCCCAGCUAAACCCGAAGACAAACCCAAGUCCCCUCUGGACUCAGUAAAAAGCGAUGAGGAAUAUGGUGUUCCUAGACCCCAAGAAAAGCCCGCUAGUCAGCCAAUUCCAUCAGUUGUUCCAUCUCUCGUUGCUUUAGAAAAAUCUCCUCUUAAACCUGAAGAGAAAUCAGCACCAGUUGUCUUGAAAGACGACAAGAUCCCAGCUAAACCCGAAGACAAACCCAAGUCCCCUCUGGAUUCAGUUAAGCCCAGUCGUACAGUGUAUUCAGACGAUGAAAGCGAUGAGGAAUAUGGAGUUCCUAGACCCCAAGAAAAGCCCGCAAGUCAGCCAAUUCCAUCAGUUGUUCCAUCUCUCGUUGCUUUAGAUAAAUCUCCUCUUAAGCCGGAAGAGAAAUCAGCACCAGUUGCCUUAAAAGACGAUAAGAUCCCAGCUAAACCCGAAGACAAACCCAAGUCCCCUCUGGACUCAGUAAAAAGCGAUGAGGAAUAUGGUGAUCCUAGACCCCAAGGAAAGCCCGCUAGUCAGCCAAUUCCAUCAGCUGAUCCAUAUCUCGUUGCUGGAGAUAAAUCUCCGCUUAAACCUGAAGAAAAACCAGCACCAGUUGUCUUGAAAGGCGAUAAGAUCCCCGCAAAAUCCGAAGACAAAGCCAGGUCCCCUCUGGAUUCAGUUAAGCCCAGUCGUACAGUGUAUUCAGACGAUGAAAGCGAUGAGGAAUAUGGAGUUCCUAGACCCCAAGAAAAGCCCGCUAGUCAGCCAAUUCCAUCAGUUGCUCCAUCUCUCGUUGCUUUAGAAAAAUCUCCUCUUAAACCUGGAGAGAAAACAGCACCAGUUGUCUUGAAAGACGACAAGAUCCCAGCUAAACCCGAAGACAAGCCCAAGUCCCCUCUGGAUUCAGUUAAGCCCAGUCGUACAGUGUAUUCAGACGAUGAAAGCGAUGAGGAAUAUGGAGUUCCUAGACCCCAAGAAAAGCCCGCAAGUCAGCCAAUUCCAUCAGUUGUUCCAUCUCUCGUUGCUUUAGAUAAAUCUCCUCUUAAGCCGGAAGAGAAAUCAGCACCAGUUGCCUUAAAAGACGAUAAGAUCCCAGCUAAACCCGAAGACAAACCCAAGUCCCCUCUGGACUCAGUAAAAAGCGAUGAGGAAUAUGGUGAUCCUAGACCCCAAGGAAAGCCCGCUAGUCAGCCAAUUCCAUCAGCUGAUCCAUAUCUCGUUGCUGGAGAUAAAUCUCCGCUUAAACCUGAAGAAAAACCAGCACCAGUUGUCUUGAAAGACGAUAAGAUCCCCGCAAAAUCCGAAGACAAAGCCAGGUCCCCUCUGGAUUCAGUUAAGCCCAGUCGUACAGUGUAUUCAGACGAUGAAAGCGAUGAGGAAUAUGGAGUUCCUAGACCCCAAGAAAAGCCCGCUAGUCAGCCAAUUCCAUCAGUUGUUCCAUCUCUCGUUGCUUUAGAUAAAUCUCCUCUUAAACCGGAAGAGAAAUCAGCACCAGUUGUCUUAAAAGACGAUAAGAUCCCAGCUAAACCCGAAGACAAACCCAGGUCCCCUCUGGAUUCAGUUAAGCCCAGUCGUACAGUGUAUUCAGACGAUGAAAGCGAUGAGGAAUAUGGAGUUCCUAGACCCCAAGAAAAGCCCGCUAGUCAGCCAAUUCCAUCAGUUGUUCCAUCUCUCGUUGCUUUAGAAAAAUCUCCUCUUAAAACUGAAGAGAAACCAGCAUCAGCUGACUUGAAAGACGGUAAGAUCCCAGCAAAACCCGAAGACAAACCCAAGUCCCCUCUGGACUCAGUAAAAAGCGAUGAGGAAUAUGGUGUUCCUAGACCCCAAGAAAAGCCCGCUAGUCAGCCAAUUCCAUCAGUUGUUCCAUCUAUCGUUGCUGGAGAUAAAUCUCCUCUUAAACCUGAAGAGAAACCAGUACCAGUUGUCUUAAAAGACGAUAAGAUCCCAGCUAAACCCGAAGACAAACCCAAGUCCCUUCUGGAUUCAGUUAAGCCCAGUCCUACGAUGUAUUCAGAUGAUGAAAGCGAUGAAGAAUUUGGUGAACGUGUACCCCAAGAACAGCCACUCCCUUCGUUUGUUUCUUCUGUAGUUUCUGGAGAUAAAUCUCCUCUUAAAGACAUCCUUGAAAUAGUAACGGUGACUGAGUCCAAGGCAGAAGAAUUUGCAAGCUAUACUAAAACAAAUAUUGCCACAGUGGUCUCGAAGACUUCCGAUUUGAUUACAAGUUCAUUCACUGACGACAAACCCAAACUAACUGACUUGGAGGACGAUAAGCCCAUUGACUUGAAAGACGAUAGGGUCCAAGCUAAGCACGGUGAUAAACCCAAGUCCCCUCUUGACUCAGUUAAGUCUAGUCUCAUAGUGUAUUCAGACGAUGAAAGUGAUGAGGAAUAUUGUGUUCCUAGACCCCAACAAAUGCCUGCUAGUCAGCCAAUUCCAUCAGUUGUUCCAUCUCUCGUUGAUUUAGAUAAAUCUCCGCUUAAACCUGACGAGAAAUCAGCACCAGUUGUCUUGAAAGACGACAAGAUCCCAGCUAAACCCGAAGACAAACCCAAGUCCCCUCUGGAUUCAGUUAAGCCCAGUCCUGCGAUGUAUUCAGAUGAUGAAAGCGAUGAAGAAUUUGGUGAUCGUAGACCCCAAGAAAAGCCACUACCUGCGUUUGUUUCUUCUGUAGUUUCUGGAGAUAAAUCUCCUCUUAAAGAUAUCCUUAAACUAGAAACGGUGACUGUGUCCAAGGCAGAAGAAUUUGCAAGCUAUACUAAAGCAAAUAUUGCCACUGUGGUCUCGAAGACUUCCGAUUUGAUUACAAGUUCAUUCACUGACGACAAACCCAAACUAACUGACUUGGAGGACGAUAAGCCCAUUGACUUGAAAGACGAUAGGGUCCAAGCUAAGCACGAGGAUAAACCCAAGUCCCCUCUUGACUCACUUAACUCUAGUCUCAUAGUGUAUUCAGACGAUGAAAGCGAUGAGGAAUAUCGUGUUCCUAGACCACAAGAAAAUCCCGCUAGUCAGCCAAUUCAAUCAGCUGAUCCAUAUCUCGUUGCUGGAGAUAAAUCUCCGCUUAAACCUGAAGAAAACCCAGCACCAGUUGUCUUGAAAGACGAUAAGAUCCCCGCAAAACCCGAAGACAAACCCAGGUCCCCUCUGGAUUCAGUUAAGCCCAGUCGUACAGUGUAUUCAGACGAUGAAAGCGAUGAAGAAUAUGGAGUUCCUAGACCCCAAGAAAAGCCCGCUAGUCAGCCAAUUCCAUCAGUUGUUCCAUCUCUCGUUGCUUUAGAUAAAUCUCCUCUUAAACCGGAAGAGAAAUCAGCACCAGUUGUCUUAAAAGACGAUACGAUCCCAGCUAAACCCGAAGACAAACCCAAGUCCCCUCUGGACUCAGUAAAAAGCGAUGAGGAAUAUGGUGUUCCUAGACCCCAAGAAAAGCCCGCUAGUCAGCCAAUUCCAUCAGUUGUUCCAUCUAUCGUUGCUGGAGAUAAAUCUCCGCUUGAAACUGAAGAGAAACCAGCAUCAGCUGACUUGAAAGACGGUAAGAUCCCAGCAAAUCCCGAAGACAAACCCAAGUCCCCUCUGGAUUCAGUUAAGCCCAGUCGUACAGUGUAUUCAGACGAUGAAAGCGAUGAGGAAUAUGGUGUUCCUAGACCCCAAGAAAAGCCCGCUAGUCAGCCAAUUCCAUCAGUUGUUCCAUCUCUCGUUGCUUUAGAAAAAUCUCCUCUUAAACCUGAAGAGAAAUCAGCACCAGUUGUCUUGAAAGACGACAAGAUCCCAGCUAAACCCGAAGACAAACCCAAGUCCCCUCUGGAUUCAGUUAAGCCCAGUCCUGCGAUGUAUUCAGAUGAUGAAAGCGAUGAAGAAUUUGGUGAUCGUAGACCCCAAGAAAAGCCACUACCUGCGUUUGUUUCUUCUGUAGUUUCUGGAGAUAAAUCUCCUCUUAAAGAUAUCCUUAAACUAGAAACGGUGACUGUGUCCAAGGCAGAAGAAUUUGAAAGCUAUACUAAAACAAAUAUUGCCACUGUGGUCUCGAAGACUUCCGAUUUGAUUACAAGUUCAUUCACUGACGACAAACCUAAACUAACUGACUUGGAGGACGAUAAGCCCAUUGACUUGAAAGACGAUAGGGUCCAAGCUAAGCACGAGGAUAAACCCAAGUCCCCUCUUGACUCAGUUAAGUCUAGUCUCAUAGUGUAUUCAGACGAUGAAAGUGACGAGGAAUAUGGUUUUCCUAGACCCCAAGAAAAGCCCGCUUGUCAGCCAGUUCCAUCAGUUGUUCCAUCUCUCGUUGCUUUAGAUAAAUCUCCUCUUAAACUUGAAGAGAAACCAGCACCAGUUGUCAUAAAGGACGAUAAGAUCCCAGCUAAACCCGAAGACAAACCCAAGUCCCUUCUGGAUUCAGUUAAGCCCAGUCCUACGAUGUAUUCAGAUGAUGAAAGCGAUGAAGAAUUUGGUGAACGUGUACCCCAAGAACAGCCACUCCCUUCGUUUGUUUCUUCUGUAGUUUCUGGAGAUAAAUCUCCUCCUAAAGACAUCCUUGAAAUAGUAACGGUGGCUGAGUCCAAGGCAGAAGAAUUUGCAAGCUAUACUAAAACAAAUAUUGCCACUGUGGUCUCGAAGACUUCCGAUUUGAUUACAAGUUCAUUCGCUGACGACAAACCUAAACUAACUGACUUGGAGGACGAUAAGCCCAUUGACUUGAAAGACGAUAGGGUCCAAGCUAAGCACGAGGAUAAACCCAAGUCCCCUCUUGACUCAGUUAAGUCUAGUCUCAUAGUGUAUUCAGACGAUGAAAGUGACGAGGAAUAUGGUUUUCCUAGACCCCAAGAAAAGCCCGCUUGUCAGCCAGUUCCAUCAGUUGUUCCAUCUCUCGUUGCUUUAGAUAAAUCUCCUCUUAAACCUGAAGAGAAACCAGUACCAGUUGUCUUAAAAGACGAUAAGAUCCCAGCUAAACCCGAAGACAAACCCAAGUCCCUUCUGGAUUCAGUUAAGCCCAGUCCUACGAUGUAUUCAGAUGAUGAAAGCGAUGAAGAAUUUGGUGAACGUGUACCCCAAGAACAGCCACUCCCUUCGUUUGUUUCUUCUGUAGUUUCUGGAGAUAAAUCUCCUCUUAAAGACAUCCUUGAAAUAGUAACGGUGACUGAGUCCAAGGCAGAAGAAUUUGCAAGCUAUACUAAAACAAAUAUUGCCACUGUGGUCUCGAAGACUUCCGAUUUGAUUACAAGUUCAUUCACUGACGACAAACCUAAGCUAACUGACUUGGAGGACGAUAAGCCCAUUGACUUGAAAGACGAUAGGGUCCAAGCUAAGCACGAGGAUAAACCCAAGUCCCCUCUUGACUCAGUUAAGUCUAGUCUCAUAGUGUAUUCAGACGAUGAAAGUGACGAGGAAUAUGGUUUUCCUAGACCCCAAGAAAAGCCCGCUUGUCAGCCAAUUCCAUCAGUUGUUCCAUCUCUCGUUGCUUUAGAUAAAUCUCCUCUUAAACCUGAAGAGAAACCAGCACCAGUUGUCAUAAAGGACGAUAAAAUCCCAGCUAAACCCGAAGACAAACCCAAGUCCCUUCUGGAUUCAGUUAAGCCCAGUCCUACGAUGUAUUCAGAUGAUGAAAGCGAUGAAGAAUUUGGCGAACGUGUACCCCAAGAACAGCCACUCCCUUCGUUUGUUUCUUCUGUAGUUUCUGGAGAUAAAUCUCCUCUUAAAGACAUCCUUGAAAUAGAAACGGUGACUGAGUUCAAGGCAGAAGAAUUUGCAAGUUCUACUAAAACAAAUAUUGCCACUGUGGUCUCGAAGACUUCCGAUUUGAUUACAAGUUCAUUCACUGACGACAACCCUAAACUAACUGACUUGGAGGACGAUAAGCCCAUAGACUUGAAAGAUGAUAGGGUCCAGGCUAAACACGAGGAUAAACCCAAGUCCCCUCUUGACUCAGUUAAGUCUAAUCUCAUAGUUUAUUCAGACGAUGAAAGCGAUAGACCUCAAAAAAAUCCCGCUAGUCAUCCAAUUCCAUUAGUUGUUCCAUCUCCCGUUGCUUCAGAUAAAUCUCCUCUUAAACCUGAUGAGAAACCAGUACCAGUUGUCUUGAAAGACGAUAAGAUCCCAGCUAAACCCGAAGACAAACCCAAGUCCCUUCUGGAUUCAGUUAAGCCCAGUCCUACGAUGUAUUCAGAUGAUGAAAGCGAUGAAGAAUUUGGUGAACGUGUACCCCAAGAACAGCCACUCCCUUCGUUUGUUUCUUCUGUAGUUUCUGGAGAUAAAUCUCCUCUUAAAGAUAUCCUUAAACUAGAAACGGUGACUGUGUCCAAGGCAGAAGAAUUUGCAAGCUAUACUAAAACAAAUAUUGCCACUGUGGUCUCGAAGACUUCCGAUUUGAUUACAAGUUCAUUCACUGACGACAAACCCAAACUAACUGACUUGGAGGAGGAUAAGCCCAUUGACUUGAAAGACGAUAGGGUCCAAGCUAAGCACGAGGAUAAACCUAAGUCCCCUCUUGACUCAGUUAAGUCUAGUCUCAUAGUGUAUUCAGACGAUGAAAGUGACGAGGAAUAUGGUGUUCCUAGACCCCAAGAAAAGCCCGCUAGUCAGCCAAUUCCAUCAGUUGUUCCAUCUCUCAUUGCUGGAGAUAAAUCUCCGCUUAAAACUGAAGAGAAACCAGCAUCAGCUGACUCGAAAGAAGAUAAGAUCCCAGCUAAAGCCGAAGACAAACCAACGUCCCCUCUGGAUUCAGUUAUGCCUAGUUCUACGGUAUAUUCAGACGAUGAAAGCGAUAAGGAAUAUGGUGUUCCUAGACCGCAAGAAAAGCCACUCCCGUCGGUUGUUCCUUCUGUUGGUGCUGGAGAUAAAUCUCCGCUUAAAACUGAAGAGAAAGCAAAACCAGUUGACUUGAAGAACGAAAAGGUCCCAGCUAAACCUGAGGAUAAGCUUAAGUCCCCCCUUGCUUCAGUUAAGCCCAGUCCAGCCGUAUCUUCAGACGAUAAAAGCGAUGAAGAAUUUGGUGAUCUUAGGCCCCAAGAAAAGCCACUCCCUUCGUUUGUUUCUUCUGUAGUUUCUGGAGAUAAAUCUCCUCUUAAAGACAUCCUUAAACUAGAAACGGUGACUGUGUCCAAGGCAGAAGAAUUUGCAAGCUAUACUAAAACAAAUAUUGCCACUGUGGUCUCGAAGACUUCCGAUUUGAUUACAAGUUCAUUCACUGACGACAAACCUAAACUAACAGACUUGGAGGACGAUAAGCCCAUUGACUUGAAAGACGAUAGGGUCCAAGCUAAGCACGGUGAUAAGCCCAAGUCCCCUCUUGGCUCAGUUAAGUCUAGUCUCAUAGUGUAUUCAGACGAUGAAAGUGACGAGGAAUAUGGUUUUCCUAGACCCCAAGAAAAGCCCGCUUGUCAGCCAAUUCCAUCAGUUGUUCCAUCUCUUGCUGCUGGAGAUAAUACUGCCCUUAAACUUAAAGUGAAGCCAACACUAGUUGUUUUAAAAGACGAUAAGUUUCCAGCUAAACCCGAAGAUAGACCCAAGUCUCCUCUGGAUUUAGUGAAGCUCAGUCCUCCGAUGUAUUCAGACAAUGAAAGUUUUGAGGAAUAUGGUGCACCCAAACAUCAAGAAAAGCCCGCCAGUCAGCCAAUUCCGUCGGCUGCUCCUUCUGUCGUUGCUGGAGAUAAAUCUCUGCAUGCUGAAAAAAAACCAGAUCCAGUUUACUUUAAAGACACAAUCAAAACUCAGUCAUUUUCGGUACCUGUUCGUUCUUUUGAAGGGUCACACGAAUCUCCAUUAAAAGCAGCGGAGACACCAAAACUUUCGAAUGAUGAGACCAUGGUCACGUCGUACUCCGGCGAAAACAGAUCCGUUCAGCAGAUUGUGGAAGACACUUUGAGAGCAGGCGAUGCUGAGGUACUAAAAAUAGUAAACGAAACACUUAAGAGUGUUCAGGUCCACCGCCACUUGGGCCAUGUGACGGAGCAGUUGGAAUCAGAAGAUGAGCGGUCGGUGGAGCAGAUUGUAGAAGAAACAUUGAAUAGUGCGAAGAUAGAUUCUUUAGGGCCUAGGGAUGAAAAGUUGUGCCCUAGUAACAUUGAGGAGGCCGAACCCAAAGAAGUUCGUCCAAUAGCAUAUUUUGUUAACUUAGAUGAUGAGAAAAAAUCGCCACUGCCCGCCAAGAAACCAGCCGUCAAAACGCAGCAGAAAAGGGUAGCUAAGUCGGAAACGGCAAAAGGGAAAAUAGUGAAAGAUUCCAGUGCAAAAUCAGCAGCAAGGAGUUCUCUGAGUAGGAGGACAGUGGGGGAUAAAGAAAAACCAAAGUCCGAUAUGAAAACUCAGGCUUUAACAUCCUCAACGCAGACCAAACAGAAGAAGCCAAUUAGUAAGCAAACCGUGACGCGGAAGACGUCUGUCUCGGAAAAACCGAAAGCGCCAGCCAAAUCCGAGCCGAGAAGGUCGGUGACGAGUUCCGUUUCGACCACAAGCUCAGCCUCUGCCACAAGCCGUGUGAUUAGUGAGAUACAUUUCGAGCGGUCUGCCAGUCCCGCAUCCAGUUCUAUAUUCUACGAGAGUCACCCGCAAGGCGAGGGCAGUCGCUCAACCACGCCGAGGCCUAGGGUGAAAACAGAUGUCACACGAAUACCCUACAAUACCUCAAUUCGAUCGUUGAGCCCCUCGUCCAAGUCAACGAAGUCAGCUAGAGUUACAGCUGCCUCGUCAGUGAAACAGACAGCCACAAAACAAUCUAAGACGACUACCAAUCGAUCUACCAAAGAGCUUACAGGAAGCACUGCUAAGAAGACCGACAGCAAAAUCAGUCAAGAGCAUGUGGAGACGAAGCGAAUGAUAACCCCGACACCCAUUGCCACACACAGAUAUAUGCAGCCCACUUUGUCUCACAAUAUCCGAUAUGGGUUGAGUGGCGAUGCCGAGGGCCAGAGGGUCUCUCCGGCUCCGCCAAAGUCCCCAGCACCGCCGAAAUCGCCGGCCCCGCCUCAGACCAAAAGUACGUACAGAACCCAGACAAGUAUGACAAGUGCCUUGACAAAGUCCACAUAUUUGGAACGAAAACAGAAGAAUUCUAUCGUCGAGAAGGUGCAGCCCCAAGCGCAUUCCCAAAUCAAGAGAGGUUCUCAGAGCGACAGCAAGGAGUCGCUGAAGAACACCGGACGCCUAUACAAGAGACAGACCUCCAAAGAAAACAAGCUAACAAACGUGAUAGGUUCCCAGAGCCAAGCAACCAAAAGCAUGAAGACACAAUCAGCUAAUUCAACCAAGACCAUUGCCCACAGAACUUCCAUAGAAACCGACAACAGGCAUGCGGUGGCCAGCCUUCAGAAGAAGGCCCCCCCAGUCACUAUACAGCGCAACAAAGUUCCGAUUAGCGCGUCUUCCAUGAAAAGGACUGCAGCAGCAAAGCUGCCUAGCAGAAGUGAUGAAACCGUCAAGAAACCUCAGAUAGACGUUAAGAAAACAGUCAGGCGUACGGUAGCCAGCAGCACGGCCGCCACCAGAACGGUGCAGAGCUCCAUUGAGCCGAAGCUGCAGAAGAAGAUGAAGGACAACAUGAACGAAUCAAGCUCGACCAGUGGCAGUACCAGUGCCAGCGGCUCUUCUAACAGCACCCGGCGCAGCGUGCGCUCGGUUACGGUCAGCCGGAAGACCGACAAAGAGAUGGCCAACCUAAAGCUGUCGGAGAAGAAAAGAGAACCGUCGACAUCGUCAUCGACAUCGACUUCGACUGUGCGCGUGCACAGGGAACCGACAGCGACAACCGCCGCUGUUAGCACCGUGCUUGUUGAUGACGACUGUGAGGUGAUAACCAUACGUUCCAUUAAAUCAAGCGAUAGUACAAAAAGUUCUACCUCAUCAUCCUCCGGUAGUGGCAGCAACAGUCGCAAGGUGCUAACCAGCGAGGUUUUCACUAAGACCUUCGGCCCCGACAGGCCCCUAGAGGUGGUCUAUCGGCAGCCCGAGUUCGAUGUAGAUCACCACACCACCAUGUCCGUGCGGCCGCCCUCCACAAACGAGCAGCAGCGGUGCAUAAACGAGUUUGAUGUUAGCUUUAUCGAUACCACCGAUUCCAGUCUUUCCGACUCCGUUGCACUGCCUAUGUUCGGCGCUGGCGAACCGGAGCGCCUGCUGGCCGCCAGUCCCGGCUCUCCCAAGCCGACCCGUAGUCCCCUGGCGCUCGUCGAGGAGACGUUGCGCCGCCAGCAGCAGCACCUACACCAUCAGCAGCAGCAUCCGCAGCCCCAUCACCACAGUGCACUCGUGGCAGGGGCAGGGCCUGGGGCAGGACUAGGCGCCUCUGCCUUAGACCCUUCGCUGCAGCUGCAUGUGGAGAGCGGCAGUAUUGUGGUUGAGACUGAGGUGGAGAAGAGCAGCACAUCCAAAGAAACCCUUCAGGAGAAAUUAAUCGACACAUCCAUUCUGGAUACCGAAACGAGCUCACAGCAAAUCGGUGAUGUUAAAGUUGGUGGUGGUGGAGGUGCAGGUGGAGGUGAUAAUGAUGAUGAUGGUGCAGAUCUUGUGGCACGCAUUCGCGAGGAAGCUACUAUCCUGGUGGAUAGCGUGCUCGAAGAAAGCGUUGAGAUCAUUGAGAGUCACGGCAUUGGCCACCAGCACCAGGCCAAUGGCCACGAGUUCGUUAAGCAGGAAUACAACUCGGAGAGUGACAACUAUGCCAUCACAUGCGACGACAUUGACGGCGUUGAUGUCAUCAAAUCGCCCACAAUCGAGUCCAUGUCGGGCAAGUCAUUCGAUGAUAACAUGAGCUUCACCGACGAGCACAUACAUUUACCCUUGCAUGUCCAAAACAUAACCGCCACGACCACGACCACAGUAACCACUCAAUACCAACAGCAACAAGCGCAGCCUCAGUCGCACUCCCAAGCUGCUGCCACAACUUCAUCAACGGCAAAAGAAGCAGGCGGCGAUUUACCAAUCUCAAGUGAAACCACUCCCGUACCACCGUCGGCUGUCGUGGCAGCCACAGUCGCCACAGACAAAGAAACAGCUGAUGAGCCGGCGGUAGAAUCCAGUUUAUUUACUGCCACCAGCCACGACACACCCACACCAAAGCCACGAGUUCUUAAAGCCAGCUCCCCCGUCUCCGAAGGCACUGGCACCGAUAGCACCACCACCACUAUUCCCAGCCAAGUGCAGAAAUCCGACAUACCGAUCGAUAUAAGUUUUGAUGCCGCUGCACCAAUUCCGAAACCCCGUGCCCCCAUCAAGCACACGGAACCGUUUGAGAAUCUGGCCGCCCUGGCCGAACAGUCCGAUAGCAUUAGCCUACGCAGCUUCGAGUUUACGGAGGACCUGUCCAAGACGGACGAGCCCUCCACGGAGCUGUCGAUCCGAUCCCAGCUGCGUGAUGUGGUCACAACCACAACUGCUACCACCACUGCCUCAGAGGAUCACACGGAGAGCUUCGAGCCGACCAGCGAGAUAUCAGUGGAUGAUGCUGACACUGAGAAGUCAGAGGCUGCCGAGAAGACCACCAGCUUUUAUAUAGGCGAAUCAAGUCGCAAUGUCAUCACCAAGACCACAACGAAGUCAGCGGGUGCAACACCCCAGGACGAAGAGGCCGCUACGGAUAUAGGCAUUGACGCCAAGGACAUUUCGCUGAUGAAGGAGGUUUCCGUAGACUCGGACGAGGCCAACGAUAUUUUUAAGGAGUACGUGACGAUGAAGCGUGAUGAUGCUGAGGCCGUGGAUAGCAAGAUAGUCAGACAGGGCUCCGAGACUAGAAACGAUAUUUUGGAGUUUGAGAAUGCCGACAAGGAGAAGGCUGGCGAGCCAAUUCUCACCAAGGUGACAACGGAGGAGAGCCUAACCACGUCCACCGGCUCCAGUGGUCGGGCUAUCAUAGAGGUAGCGCCUUCAAGCAGCGAAGACCCCGAUGAGUCCGGCAAGGAAAUUCCCGAAAUAGUGAAUACAAUAUCCUCCACAGACCGAUUUGAACUGCCGCUGGAGAAGAGUGAGUGGGAGACAUCGGAGAAGGAAAUCCCCAAUGCGGGCAAACCGAAGGUGGUGCACUCGCCACAGCAACCACAAGCUACCGCCGGAAAAGAUAUCGUUGAUGAAUCACCGGCCAGUGGAGCCAUUCGCGAAACACAGGACUCUUCUGAUUUGGUGAAGGGUGAUUUAAAAAGCGACGUAAAAUCGAUGCAAGAAUCCCCAGCCGGUUUCGAAUUCGAUACAAUGACGCACUCCUUUACCACCGGUGCUGAGAGCGAAGAUAUUUCGUCUUUUAUCGGGAUACCAGACAUGCAAACGUCAACAUUGGACAACACCCAGCCCCCCGAGGGUCUAUUCGAUACCACAAUCAGGGAGACCCUGAACAAGCAGGCGGCAAUGGCGCACUAUGCUCAAGACGUGUUCGGCCGAGUGGAGAGGCGUGAUGAUCAUGGAUCACUGGGAUUCGUGUCCACCGGCACCGCCGAAGAACUAAGCUCGAUGGAGGAGCAUAUGGCGAAAGAGGAGCAAGCCUCUCUUGGGUUUAUAUCUACGGAGACAGCAGAAGACUUCAGCUCCAUGGAGGACUACUACACGGAAAAGUUAACCACUGCCAGCUUGGUUGCGGAGGAGAUUGCUGCCGACAAGUCCAUCACCACCAGCACCUUUGAGGAGAUGACAUCGGACCAGUCUAUCAGGCCGGUCGAUGUGGUGGUUCAUCGGCUGAAGACCGAGUUAUCGCCGGACUCCACCAACCGCUGGUCCAUACCCGACGUAGACAAUUCUAGCUCCAGUGAGAGCUACCAAAAGAGCUUCGACAAAACCCAGAGCCGACCUCUAUCCUCUGACAUGGACAUCCUACUGACCGCCACUGGCACCGGAACCUCCAGCGAAUACCAGACUGCUCGCGAUUCCACCUGUCGCGAGGCAACCGAGUACGUGAGCGCAGUCAGCACUCUGAACAGCAGCAGUGGUCAGACCAUUAGCUCCCACGAGAGCAUGCGCAGCUUCGACUCGCAGUCGGAGACUUCAGCCAAUCUGGCGAGUAUCGAUGUGUCUGAGUUGUCGGAGACAUUGGUGGCCUCCUCAGCCGAGGCAGAUCCCUUUGAGUCGGAGGAAAUGUCUCGCCUGCGUGACCUGCGGGCCGAUGAUGAUGACAGCGAUGAGAGCGUAGAACUGCCAGGGUCCUCGUAUCCGACUAACGAGCAGCAGAGCUUGAUGAAGCGAUCCCAGGAGAUGAUUUUCAAGCCCAAGACAGAGGCGGAUGAACAGCCGGUCGAGGCAAUUCAAAUCGAAGAAUAUCCCAAGCCCAAAGACGCCGAACGCACCUGGGGACUAGCCUAUCCAAUGGAGGACAGCAAGGCCGAUAGUCCGCGGGAGAGCGAGAGGGCCGAGGACAUAUUGCUGUAUCACGGCGACCCCAGGCGAUCUAUCGACGAAUCCAAGCUGGCAUCAAGCCUGGACGAAGGCAGCAUUCUCUCGGUCAGCAUUUCCAGUACGUCUAACAUUGACACCGUUGUUGAGAACUUUGAUGACAUUAUCGGAUCGGCAGGCUCGUCGUCACUCACUGGCAUCGAGGGCUUCCAGUAUGGGCACGAUGAACCAAUGCCCUCUGCCUUCGUGCCGGAGGAUGCCACAUUCAUGCUGGAGAUGGAAAGCAAGGAGCAUUCUCCGCAGGACUCGAAUGCCAGUACGCCACCCGGCGGAGAGUCAAAGAGACGCGGCCACAAGCGCAACGAGAGCAUCUCCGGGGAUGCCCUGAAGAACCUGGACAAGGAAGUUGCCUUGCUGGGCGAGGGCAAGGAGUCGGAGAGUGAGUCGGAUACAGAUCCGUACGAGUCGGAGUAUGCGCGCCAAUUCCGCUCGCCCAAGGAGCGGAAGAGCAAGAAAAAGAAGCAGGCAGCUGCUGAGAUGGACCACAGUGCGGAGCUGGAGAAGCGUCCGUUUACCCCGUCCCAACUGGUGGCAGAGAUAAUAGUGGAGGACGCGACCGAGGAGUUGGAGGCCGAGGCCGCCAUGAUUGAGGAGCGUCGUCCCUCACAGAAUAUGCAGGACUACUCUAAAAUACCCGACAUCAUGGUAACGGAGGAGUUAAAGUCUCCAAUUUUAGAAGAGGAGACCGACGACUUCCCCGAGAAGUCCCUGUACAAAGUUCGCACCGAGGAGGAGCUUCAUAAGGCAAGCGAUACCUCUAUGUACGAGAAGGCCAAGGCCGAAGAGAAGGAGCAGGACUUCCAGAGGCGAGUACAGGAACAGUACAGACAGAAACUGGAGGAGCUAAAGCGUGCCGAAGUCGGUGCGGAGUACGAUGAUCGCAAAGCCCCCGAUUCGCCAGACUCCUUUGAAAUGGUCGAGCAGCCGGACAUAUCGGACGAGUUCGUCAUCAUUGAGGAGGUGGCCAAGGAGGCCAACGAAGUGGAUCUCGGCGGCAAGAGCAUCAAGAUAGCCCCUAUCAAGUACGAGCAGAAACACGACUCUGACGUUGAAAAGAUCAUCAUCAAGUCGGCCCCCGCCGACCCCAAGCUGGGAUCUCAGCUGUACAAGGAUGAUCUCAACUUUGAGUUCGAGGAGAGCCCGCCCACGGGCGCCAGCAGCAGCAGCGAUCAACAGGAGGAGAGCGAUUCUAGCGACACGGCGGCAGCCAACAAGCGGUGGGUGGAGAUGCAGUUGACGGACAACCAGCUGCGAUAUCCCUACGACCUCACUGGCGCCGUGUUGGAGGACAUCAAGGAGGAGGAUGGGGAGUUCGAGGUCGGCAGUAGUCGCAUCAGCAGCUUUAAGGACUCGUUCUCGAGCACACCCGAAUACGAUGUGAUGGCCGCGCGACGGUACCACUCCCGCGGCGAGCACGACGAUGUGUCCAUGAGCAGUCUGCAGGAGUUCGAGUCCCUGGAGCAGGCCAUUUCGUUGGAGAACCGUAACCGAACCCACCAGGGCUCCACGGACUCGAGCAACGGCAGCUUCACACGUCGCUACGUGGUCCGACACAGCGGAAGUGGAACUGCGCCCGGCGACGAUGUGUCUAUAUCCAGUCUAAAGGAGUUCGAGGGCCUGGAGAAUGCCUGCAUUGAAGCCCAUCUCAUUGAGAUCAAGGCCAGGGAAGAGGCUGCACUACUCUCACGAUCCGAUGAGUCGAACAAAUCGAAUGGAAGCGACAAAGGAGCCGCUGGCAAUGUUGUGGUAACCAAGGUGACCCGCACAGUUACCCGCACCGAAGUGGUGCCCUCCGGCCAAGCGGAAAACAUUGAAGCCCUGCUAAAGCAGAAGCUGGAGCUGGAGGAGGGUGACACUAAGCAGGGAUCCGCGUCGGUGAAGAUGGCCGACCUAACCGGCACUGAGUUUGAGAACAAGUCUAAGAUCGAUAGUCAGGACUCCGAAAAGGACAGCAUCGAUAGUAUGGAGAUCAGCAAGAGUCACGACAUGAUGACCAGCAGCAUUGAAAGCUUCGAUAUCUCAAAGGACGCCACCACGCGAUCCGACAUUGAUUCCCUGGAGAUUGAUAAGCGCCACUCGCGCCAGGAGAGCAUCGAGUCGUUCGGUGACGAGCAGCUCGACCUCAUGACCAAGUUUGUCAGCGGCGGAGGAGUCACACUGGGAGAUGGUCUGACGACCACCACCACAACUACCACUACUAGCACCGAUGCUGAUGGGCAUGAACACACCGUAACGCGGGUGAUAACGACCACAACGACUGUAGGCGGCGGUGUUCAGGAACUGCCUCUGGAUGAGAGCGGCAUGUCGAAGGACGUGUCCAUCGACUCCCUCAAUCUCUGCGUGGAGCUGACGACCAGCUCUGCUGGUACCACGGCGACGUAUCAGACAAGCGCAGGCAACUCGCAAAUGUCUGGAAGCAUCACGAGCUGUGCCUCCAGUACGCUAAUGGAGGACUCGUUCCCUGGUGUGGGUGCCAUGUCGUCGUCGCAAAUGUCUGCUAGUUUCUGGUCGCACGACGAGUCCACGGUGGUCGAGGAUGAGGGCGACCAAGUGAAGAAGCAGCAACAAGGCCAGUAAGGCCAGUGGCGCAGGAUGGGAGAGAGAGAAUACUCGUACAUACCUAGACGUAUAUGAAAAUGGGGCUUGAACAGAGACAUAGAAUAUUUGGCUAGAAGCAGAGCUCAACUAUGAAAGAGA